Molecule: messenger RNA, 1717 nt
Organism: Magnolia sinica
Lineage: Eukaryota; Viridiplantae; Streptophyta; Magnoliopsida; Magnoliales; Magnoliaceae
Product: peroxisome biogenesis factor 10
Exons: 11
Coding region: 201-1391 (396 amino acids)
Biological process (GO): protein import into peroxisome matrix
Cellular component (GO): peroxisomal membrane
Molecular function (GO): zinc ion binding
Source: RefSeq, a predicted model, not a curated record
CUCAAAAUCUCUCCCCAUUUCUCUACUCACCACCGAACACACACCAUACUCUCCGUGUAUACGCUCUUCCAUUCUCUUCUAUUCUCUCCCCGUAAAACGUACACCAUUUUCUCCGUGUACACGCUUCCUUCCAGUUCUCCUCUCUUCUACUUCAAACGUGCCCUUGAACUGAAAUCCGAAGAGAUUUCACCGCCCUCGGCAUGAAAAUGGAAGCGGAAGCUUCAUCAGAAUCCGGCCAUGGUGGGGCCCAGUCGAGUUCCCACACGGGCCCCCCUCGACGGUUCCCUCCUGCGGCCCAGCCGGAGAUCAUGAGAGCAGCGGAAAAGGACGAUCAGUACGCUUCGUACGUGUAUGACGCGUGUCGCGACGCCUUCCGGCAUCUGUUCGGUACAAGAAUUGCUGUAGCUUACCAGAGUGAGACAAAGCUGUUGGGCCAGAUGCUUUAUUAUGUUCUAACAACAGGUGCAGGGCAGCAGACUUUGGGAGAAGAGUAUUGCGACAUAACCCAGGUUGCAAGCUCUUAUGGCCUUCCUCCAACGCCUGCAAGACGUGCCCUUUUCAUCAUAUACCAGACAGCAGUUCCCUAUCUUGCAGAAAGAAUUAGCUCAAGGGUGGCUGCCCGCGGGAUAAUCAUGGCUGAUUCACAAUCUGAGGAUUUUUACGGGGACGAUGAUCCUGUAAGGAAUCAAGUUCAAUCUUCUGUUGCUGCCGAAAGCCCAUCUUCCUCUACAACACGGGUGCCUAUGUCAGCUCUGUCCAGAUUGAAGGAGAAAUUUCAUAGACUGUGGCUGCUUGCAGUCCAGAAAUGGCCUUCGGUGCUUCCAUUCGCUCGUGAGAUCUUACAAUUGGUUCUCCGAACUAACCUCAUGUUCUUUUACUUUGAAGGUCUAUAUUAUCACAUAUCAAAGCGUGCUGCAGGCAUUCGUUAUGUAUUUAUUGGGAAGCCACUCAAUCAAAGGCCUAGAUACCAAAUUCUCGGUGUGUUCCUUUUAAUUCAGUUAUGUAUUAUUGGUGCCGAAGGACUGCGCCGGAGCAAUCUAUCUUCAAUUGCUAGUUCUGUUCAUCAGGCAUCUAUUCGGAGCCGCCAUACAUCAACAGGACGAGGUUUGCCAGUUUUGAAUGAAGAGGGCAAUCUGAUUACAGAUACGAAUCCAGAGAAAGGCAAUUGGACCUCUGAUUCUGCAGCUGUUCCAGAGUCGCAAGCAGCAGGUGGUACCAGCAAAUGCACCCUCUGCCUCAGUACACGGCAGCACCCAACUGCCACACCAUGUGGCCACGUCUUCUGUUGGAACUGCAUUAUGGAAUGGUGCAACGAAAAGCCCGAAUGCCCUCUCUGCCGCACCCCGGUGACUCACUCGAGCUUAGUUUGUAUAUAUCAUGCUGACUUUUGAUGAGAUUAGGAUCGUCUGACUUCCACUAUAUUAGCAAUGUACCAAAUUACAAUGUCAUCGAUGAGUCAUGGAUCAAAAUAACCAGCCAGUCUCUUGAGCUCAACGAUUCUUGGAAGAGAAGGUGGUGGCAAUCCACGUCCAAGCAGUCGAUAUCAGGAUAUGGAAAAUUCUUUGAGACUUCUGUAGCAAGCAAUUAGAAGAUUGCGAAGGAUAACCACUUUAGCAUUCGAGGUAUUAUACAAUGCUCAGCUGAGAGUAAGUUUCUCUAAGUUGGGCCCAUGGUUCAGUGAUCUGUACUGUUGAUAUCACGGCAUUCACGGGUCUCU